Asparagus officinalis (garden asparagus) is the source of this 1403-nucleotide messenger RNA. Its product is annotated as polygalacturonase-like. Gene Ontology annotation, molecular function: polygalacturonase activity. Bases 42 to 1202 code for a protein of 386 amino acids. Gene Ontology annotation, biological process: carbohydrate metabolic process. The record is from RefSeq and is a predicted model, not a curated record. The transcript is spliced from 4 exons. NCBI's taxonomy places the organism in Eukaryota, Viridiplantae, Streptophyta, Magnoliopsida, Asparagales, Asparagaceae.
UGCACACCACUUACCUCUGCACCUUCUUUUAAACUAUCUCAAUGGCUCUCUUCAUUCUCCUCCUCCUCCCUCUCUUCCUCCACUUCAAUCCAACGGUCGCAACCUUUGACAUCACAUCCUUUGGUGCCAAAUCCAACGGCCAAUCCGACUCGGCCCAGCCUCUAAUCCAAGCAUGGGAAGCUGCAUGUAGCUCAUCAAGUCCUUCAACCAUUUACAUACCAACAGGCACAUUUUUAGUGAGCCAAGCUAGGCUCCUUGGGCCUUGUAAGAGUAACAAAAUCACAGUUCAGAUCGAUGGAACUCUGAUUUCUCGGUCAGAUUACAGUGAGUUUGGGAGGAAAGGAGACUGGAUCGUGUUUGAUCACGUAGAAGGAGUGUCAGUUUAUGGCGGGAGUAUUGAUGGAAGCGGGGGUUCGCUGUGGGCUUGCAAAGCUAACGGCCAUAACUGUCCUGAUGGCGCCACUUCCUUGACAUUCAGCAACUCAAACGACAUCCUCAUCAGCGGCCUGACAUCGGUCAACAGCGAACUGUACCACAUCGUUAUCGACGGCUGCCAAGGUGUGACGCUGCAAGGCGUCAAGAUCUCAGCCCCCGGCAACAGCCCUAACACCGACGGGAUCCAUGUUCAGAUGUCGACCGAUGUGACCGUCAGAGGAGCUAGCAUUAAGACGGGUGAUGACUGUAUCUCCGUUGGACCGGGCACGGCUAACCUUUGGAUCGAGCAAGUCAGUUGUGGUCCCGGUCACGGCAUCAGCAUAGGGAGCUUGGGCAAAGAGUACCAAGAGAAGGGGGUGCGGAAUGUGACAGUCAGAACAACAAUGUUCGUAGGGACUGAAAAUGGGCUUAGGAUUAAAACAUGGGGAAGGCCCAGUGAUAGUUUUGUUAAGGGAGUGGCAUUUGAGCACUCAAUUAUGCAGAACGUCCAGCACCCCAUCAUUAUUGACCAAAAUUACUGCCCAGAUGAAAGAGGUUGCCCUGACCAGAAUUCUGGGGUGAAGAUAAGUCAAGUCAGUUACAACGACAUACAGGGCUCAUCGGCGACAGAAAUAGCGAUGAGUUUCACGUGCAGCUCGAGCAAUCCCUGUAGUGGGAUCGAGUUGCAGGAUGUCAAGCUCACUUAUGAAGGAAAGAUUGCAGCCUCAUCGUGUAAAAAUGCGAUCGGAACUGCAUCCGGGCUUGUCCAGCCGCCUAGCUGCCUGUAAUAUGUCUGAAGAAAGAGCGCCCUAAAAAUCUAUAUAUGGGCUUAUAUAUGUAUUACAUAGUUGUGAUGUCGUGAUGUCUAAAGUAUUGUUGUGUUGCGUAGCUUUGUUAUGUUUCAGUAAUUCAGAGUAAGGUUUUCCUACCUUUUAUUAGUUAGAGGCAGAAAUUAUACAUGUAUGUUUUCUUUUUCAUACAGCAGAAAA